Messenger RNA from Paramecium pentaurelia, 504 nucleotides. The record is from the annotation of a GenBank genome assembly. Lineage: Eukaryota; Ciliophora; Oligohymenophorea; Peniculida; Parameciidae.
AAUGUGUAUUGAAGAAGUUUAAGAUGAUAAGGGAUUAGAGAAAUUUUUGAAAAUGGCUAUCAAAUAGUACAUAAUCUUAUUAAAUUUAGUUAUGAAACUAAAUAUGGUACCACAUAAAGAAAUUUGAGGGAAAAGGCAAUGACUUUAUGGCUUGAUUUAUAAUCUUAUAAAGAUAAAAUGAUAGUAAUGGAAUUCAUGUAAAGGAAAAUUAAUAAGAUUGAAUCUUCAUAAACAAAGAUCACAUAAUUCUUUAAAUCAAACUAAAAACCAUCUACUACUAAAAUUAUGAAAUAAAUUGAUAAUAAUGAUGAUUAAGAAAUUACAGGUCCAAUAAUAGAAAAAGUGAAUACUCCAAAGAAGAGAGAUAAAUCACCAUAUAGUAAAUUCUAUGAAGAAACUUAUUGGAAAAUAAAAUUGGAAUAUGAAUAACUGAAUUAGAAAGAGAUUAGAUAAAUGGUAAAAAAAUAAUGGGAAAGUAAUAGAAAGACAACUUUAUUUAGUUGA